Tetrahymena thermophila SB210 is the source of this 1020-nucleotide messenger RNA. RefSeq names its product transmembrane protein, putative. The record is from RefSeq and is a predicted model, not a curated record. The transcript has 6 exons. NCBI's taxonomy places the organism in Eukaryota, Ciliophora, Oligohymenophorea, Hymenostomatida, Tetrahymenidae.
AUGAUGAGUGAAAUUUAUUAAUUUGACAGCUUGCUUAUAUUUAUUUAUAUUCAUUUAUUAAUAUCCUUAAGUCUAAUUUACUCUUAUUAGCAUUAAUAAAUUUAUAUGGAAUUAAUAUAAAUCAAUUAAAAAAAAAAUCAAUUUUUUGAAAAGGCGAAAUUUAAAUUGCAGCAAAAUAGAAGAAACUAUAAUAGAAAAUUAGCAAAUUUUAUUUAGGUUUAACAAAUGAUCAUUUUCAUAGAAGCAGUUUUGAGAAUUACUCUGUUUGUAAUCUAAACUUUUUUUAUAUUUUAAUAAAAACUUAAGGUUUCGAUUCAAAAUAUUAAAGAUAAGCUUUAUAGGAAAUACAUUAAAAUUAUCUAUAAAAAUGAAAACAAGUGGAUGAAGGAUAAGCUUUAGCAAAUAAAAAAAUAGCCCUAUCAUUUAAUUUUAGUAAUGAAUGAAAAUGUGUAAUUGUAGCAUUUAAUCCAAAUAACUCAAUAUAUUUGCCAUACUUAAACAAAAUAUGUCACCUUCUAUGAUAUUAAAGGCGAUUUGGUUGAACAUAUUUCUAAAUUGCAUUCUGACAUACUUUCAAAAUAAUUUACUGAAACAUACAAUUCGAGGUCUAUCUAAAUUAAUUCCUUUGUUCCAGAUAAAAAGAAACUCUAAUAUGAAAUAAAAAACGAAGGGGAAUAGUUAUAUAUCUAAUUCAUAAACUGUAAGUCUAAUCAAUAAGAUUUUAUAAACUUAGUUAAAAAAGCAAUUACAAAAAAUGAAGAUAUUGUUUUAGAAAGAGAUUUAUUGAGUUACAGAUUGAUAAAUUAAAAUGAAGGAAAAGAUAGUACUUAACUUAAAAAAUAUUCUACUGCUUUACUUAUUUAAUUUGAUGUAAAUUUUAAUGGUUUAUUUGGUUUACCAUUCCAAUUCUUGAAAAGCUCAGAGAUGGUAUUUAACCAAAGCAUAUAAAACUUCGCUUGCACUAGAUUUAUUAAGUGCUAUGAAAUUUUUAAUAAAACAUAACAAAGAGAAGGAAAAUGA